Molecule: messenger RNA, 2005 nt
Organism: Chenopodium quinoa (quinoa)
Lineage: Eukaryota; Viridiplantae; Streptophyta; Magnoliopsida; Caryophyllales; Amaranthaceae
Product: adenylosuccinate synthetase 2, chloroplastic-like
Exons: 4
Coding region: 141-1643 (500 amino acids)
Biological process (GO): IMP metabolic process; 'de novo' AMP biosynthetic process
Cellular component (GO): cytoplasm
Molecular function (GO): GTP binding; adenylosuccinate synthase activity
Source: RefSeq, a predicted model, not a curated record
AAGUAUUUAUUCGUUACUAAAAAAAAUCAACAUUUCCACGUCACACAAUAUAAACACAUUCAAUUACCUGAUUCCUUUCUAAAACCCUUCACUCCCCACCCCAGCCAGCCCACCUUCCUUGUUUCUCUCUCACCCAAAAAAUGAACACUUCCGCCCUCCGACUCGACCAUAACCCGGUCUCCUUCACCGGCUCAACUCACUACAACCUCUACAAAACCCCUUCUCUUUCUCGACCUUCUCGUCUUUCUAGAACCUUCCAGAAACCCUCCUCCUCCGCCGCCGCCGCCGCCGUCGUCCGAUGCUCUUCCCUGAAAACCGCCGUGACUGAGCCAACUCGUGAGGCAGUGAGUCGAAUCGAUGGGUUGAGUCAGGUUUCCGGCGUCUUGGGUUGUCAAUGGGGUGAUGAGGGUAAAGGCAAGCUUGUUGAUAUUCUGGCUCAGCAUUUUGAUGUUGUUGCUCGUUGUCAGGGUGGAGCUAAUGCUGGGCAUACCAUCUACAACUCAGAAGGAAAAAAAUUUGCUCUUCAUUUAGUUCCUUCUGGUAUUCUUAAUGAGGAAACUUUAUGUGUUAUUGGAAAUGGAGUCGUGGUGCAUCUGCCUGGACUUUUUGGUGAAAUUGACGGUCUUGAGUCUAAUGGAGUAUCUUGCAACGGACGUAUAUUAGUUUCUGAUCGUGCUCACUUGUUGUUUGACUUCCAUCAAGAAGUGGAUGGUCUUCGAGAAGCUGAGCUAGCUAAAUCCUUAAUUGGCACAACAAAGAGAGGCAUUGGGCCUGCUUAUUCAAGCAAGGUGAUAAGGAAUGGCAUACGAGUUGGUGACCUUAGGCACAUGGAUACGUUUCCUCAAAAGCUUGAAAUCUUACUGUUGGAUGCAGCAGCCAGAUUUAAAGAUUUUAAAUAUGAGCCAGAAAUGUUGAAGAAAGAAGUAGAAAAGUACAAAAGGUUUGCUGAGAGAUUGGAGCCUUUCAUUGCUGAUACUGUUUUGGUCAUGAAUGAAUCAAUCUCACAGAAAAAGAAGGUUCUGGUUGAAGGUGGUCAGGCUACUAUGUUGGACAUUGACUUUGGAACCUAUCCUUUCGUAACUUCCUCUAGCCCAUCAGCUGGUGGAAUUUGUACUGGUCUUGGUAUUGCUCCCCGAGCCGUUGGUGAUCUUAUUGGAGUAGUAAAAGCAUACACCACACGUGUUGGCUCUGGUCCCUUCCCUACAGAGAUAUUGGGUCAGGGUGGGGAUCUGCUGAGGUUUGCUGGUCAGGAAUUCGGGACAACAACUGGUCGUCCUCGUCGCUGUGGUUGGCUUGAUUUGGUUGCAUUGAAAUUUAGUUGCGAUAUUAAUGGCUUCUCUUCUUUGAACCUGACAAAACUGGAUGUUCUAUCUGAUCUUCCCGAGAUCCAAUUGGGUGUUGCAUACAAGGAUGUUGAUGAUACUCCGAUCAAAUCUUUCCCUGGUGAUCUCCGUAUCCUUGAACGGUUGAAGGUUGAAUAUGAGGUUCUACCCGGGUGGAAGACUGAUAUAUCAUCAGUUAGAAACUACGCUGACCUUCCAUUGGCAGCCCGUCGCUAUGUUGAGCGGGUGGAAGAGAUAGUUGGCGUGCCAGUCCAUUACAUCGGUGUAGGUCCAGGCCGGGAUGCUCUCAUUUACAAGUAGUGUGUUUAGAUAAGAUCGGAUGUUCGACUGUCUUUUAUCCCGUGGGAGUGGUAGGAGGAGACAGUUUGACCCAGUUAUACCCUUUUAACUUCUGAGAGAUAGCUGCAAGCAAUCAAAUCUAUUAUUUGUUGACAUGCAUUUAUCUGCAGCAUACUGUAUACCCCUAAUCUGAUACAAAACUGAUGCUGCAGUGAUUUUAGCUGCCAAAUAUUUUUGUAGUUUUCUCUGUAGGUGUUAAUGAUUUCAAAUAUUCUGAGUUGUGUUUGUAUGAUCCAAUGAUCUGCCUUUCCAUUAGUCUCUUUCCCAAUAACAGGGUAAUGUACAACUGCAAAAGCCAAAAGGUGAUCUUUGUUGAGCAUCAA